Erythranthe guttata (spotted monkey flower) is the source of this 1244-nucleotide messenger RNA. RefSeq lists its product as uncharacterized. NCBI's taxonomy places the organism in Eukaryota, Viridiplantae, Streptophyta, Magnoliopsida, Lamiales, Phrymaceae. The record is from RefSeq and is a predicted model, not a curated record.
AAUAAUUAAAAAAAAAAAAAAUCUUUCACCUUAUCUAUUCAUUUCCCUCCAUUGUUUACCCACUAAAACACAGUAGGGGAAAAAGAAGCAGCAGCAGUGUGUGAGAGAAAAUGAGUUCUUCAAUUUUCAGCCCUUUGUCAGCUCCAUCUCACACAAUCUUGAAAUCGAAUCAAAACCCUCUUCUGAAUUUAGAUUCCUUUAUUCCAAAACGAGUUUCAUGUACCAGAAGAAGAACCCUUUUCAAUACUACAAGGGCUUCUCUUUCUACCACCAAAGAAACAGUCUUGAAGGAAUUUCAUCAAAGAAAAGCUCUCAAAAUUAUUUCUGGUUUGCAGAAUUUGGACAGAGAUAAUGUAGCUGCUGUUGUUUCUGCCGCAGAUAAGGGAGGGGCAACUCAUGUCGAUAUCGCCUGUGACCCGGAAUUAGUGAAACUUGCUAUUAGCUUGACUAAACUUCCCGUUUGUGUUUCUUCGGUAGAUCCAUCAGCAUUUCCAGCUGCCGUUGAAGCAGGAGCCUCAAUGGUUGAGAUUGGAAACUAUGAUUCAUUUUACGAAAUGGGCUUGACUUUCACGCCCGAGCAGAUUCUUGAUUUAACGAAGGAGACGAGGAGAAUUCUUCCACACAUUGCACUAUCAGUCACCGUACCUCAUACACUACCCCUUCCGGACCAGAUCAAGCUGGCAGAACAAUUGGAACUAGAAGGAGUUGAUAUCAUCCAAACCGAGGGUGGAAAAUGCUCUUCUCCUUCAAAGGCUGGUAUUCUCGGUUUAAUCGAAAAGGCGAGCCCGACACUUGCAGCGGCGUAUUCGAUUUCACGUGCAGUUCAAAUCCCGGUCAUGUGUUCGUCUGGACUAAGCUCCGUUACUGCACCGAUGGCUAUUACAGCUGGAGCUUGUGGCGUGGGUGUGGGGUCCGCUGUCAACAAGCUCAACGACAUUGUGGCGAUGAUCGCAGAAGUCAAAAGUAUAUCGGAGUCGUUGACUUUAUCGAACAACGGAGCAAAUGUGGUUCGUGAGAGCAGUUUAAGACUAUAAUUCGAAAAAAACUUCAAAUAAAUUAAUUAAAAAAAAAAAGAAUUAGGAAGUUUGAUGGUUUAUUUAGUGAGAGAAGAUAAGAAAUAAUGUUGUGGUAAUGGUGUUUUAUUUCAGAACUUGAUGUUGUCAUCAAAUGCAAAAUCCUACUAUAUAUGUACUUAAAAAUAAUUAUUUAUAAUAUUUGGUUAUAUUAGUGUGUGACAUUUCAAU